Messenger RNA from Diospyros lotus (date-plum), 854 nucleotides. RefSeq names its product 50S ribosomal protein L29, chloroplastic. Gene Ontology annotation, molecular function: structural constituent of ribosome. The transcript has 2 exons. Gene Ontology annotation, biological process: translation. Gene Ontology annotation, cellular component: ribosome; chloroplast. Lineage: Eukaryota; Viridiplantae; Streptophyta; Magnoliopsida; Ericales; Ebenaceae. The coding region runs from base 85 to 582 and encodes 165 amino acids. The record is from RefSeq and is a predicted model, not a curated record.
AAAGGCUCAUUCCGUGAAACUGUGCAAUUAUCCUUAUCUUCUGCAACUAGUGAGUAGAGGCAGGUGCAGGCCAAUCCAACGACGAUGCUGAGCCUCUCCGUUGCUUCGCCAUCCACGGCCACUUUCUAUCCCAAGCCGGCGCUCUCCAAAACGAGCUUCCAUGGCGUUCGAAUAGCGCAGUUAUGCCCGGCGCGAAUCACUCCGUGCGCCCUGCGGAAGCCCAGUUCCGCUUCUUCGGUGGUGAUGAUGGCUAAGAGAGAAGAGGAAAUGAAGGAAAUUCGGGCCAAAACUACCGAAGAAAUCAACGACGAGAUUGUGGAGCUGAAAGGAGAGCUCCUCAUGCUCCGCCUCCAGAAAGCGACUCGCAACGAGUUCAAGUCCAGCGAGUUUCGGCGUAUGCACAAAAGGGUUGCCCGUAUGUUUACUGUUAGGAGGGAAAGAGAACUCGAGGAGGGCAUCAACAAGAGGUUAUCAAGAAAGCUUGAUCGGCAAUGGAAGAAAAGCAUUGUGUACAGACCACCUCCAUCAUUAAAGAAGCUGCGAGAGGAGGAGGCAGCUGCAGAAGCCAAGGAAUCGGCAUGAACUAAGUCAAUCCUUUCCUGAAUGAAAAUGUGCCCACUUUUGUUCUUCCAUUUUCCCCCUGGUAGUGAGGAUUGAGUUUAAAUCUGUGGUUUGAUUUCUGUAUGUGGCCCAUUAUUGUAUUUGUCAAUGUUAAUCUGUUGUUUACUCUGCAUUUUUUGCCCUCCCGCUAGGAAGGUUGAUGGUAUGUUGGCUGUAUAUGUGAAGUGACCAGUUCACAGUGAUUCUAAACAGAAGAUUCUGUUCAAUCAUAUGAAGUUAUGACUGUUUUAAUA